GUGACAAUAACGUGCCCAGUUCAUUGUCAAACAAAAGAAUAUACGCACUGUGAGACACAGUCAUUGGAGGAAUAUCAAUUAGAAUUGCUUGACAAAUUGUACUUGCUCAUAAAAGUCUGAACAUGAUCAAGUUGAAGCAGUGUUUACCAUGGUUACUACUGGCAGCCGCCAUCUCCAUGGUCUAUUCAGCUCCAGUGGACAUUAAUGAAGACGAGCUCACUGACGAGGAUUUAGCAGAUAGCCAUUUACUAUUGGAGUAUCAGCGAUACUACAGUCAGGUUGGGGAAAUUCUUACAGAUGAUCCCAAAGUAAUGGAAGAAUUGGACAAGCUCAGUAACCAGGAAAUAAUAGAUGGAAAUGUGAGUCAUAUUUUAAAAUUCGCUCACAAAACCGUUCGUGAUAAACUUGAUGAAUUGAAAACCCGAGAAAUAAAACGCCUCAGAAAAGCAAAGCAAGACAUUGAUAGGAUCGAUAAGAUGAGAAAAGAAGAAUUUAAAAAAGGAGCCAUGGAGAAGGAAAUCCAGAGGAGGAAAGAACUUCUUAAUUUGACUUCGAAUGAACGAAAAGUACAAGAAGAAAAGUUUGCAGAAGAAAAGCUAAAAGAAGGCAAACAUGAAAAGGUCAACCACCCAGGUAGCAAAAAGCAAUUUCAAGAAGUUUGGGAGAAAACAGAUCACUUGGAAAAAGAUUAUUUUAAUCCGAAGGUGUUUUUUACUAUUCACGAUGUCAACGGCGAUGGUUUUCUGGACAUGCACGAAAUGGAGGCUUUACUAAUAUUAGAGGUUGAAAAAAUAUAUGGCAAAGACGGCAACCCUGUGGAGAUUAAAGAAGAACUUUCAAGAAUGAGAGAACAUAUUUAUAAUCAGAGUGAUAAAAAUAAAGACAACCUGAUAAGUAAGAAAGAAUUUUUAGAAUCCCUUGUGGAAGAUCAAGACGAAGAAGGCUGGGAGGACUUACGCGACAACCCCAUUUACACAGAAGAUGAAUUGAAUGCGUACAAGAAAAAAAUGGAAGUGCUCCAAGAACAAGUAAAAGCCAAUGUGAAGAGGCUAAAACAAGAGAGAAAAAAUAAAAACAUGGCAGAAAAGGUUGAUGAUAAUGUUGUCAAAAUGGAGGUAUAA
Saccoglossus kowalevskii is the source of this 1121-nucleotide messenger RNA. Its product is annotated as nucleobindin-2-like. Gene Ontology annotation, cellular component: endoplasmic reticulum-Golgi intermediate compartment; extracellular exosome. Lineage: Eukaryota; Metazoa; Hemichordata; Enteropneusta; Harrimaniidae. Gene Ontology annotation, molecular function: calcium ion binding. The record is from RefSeq and is a predicted model, not a curated record.